Drosophila erecta is the source of this 161-nucleotide messenger RNA. Its product is annotated as gonadal protein gdl-ORF39. NCBI's taxonomy places the organism in Eukaryota, Metazoa, Arthropoda, Insecta, Diptera, Drosophilidae. The transcript has a single exon. The coding region runs from base 18 to 137 and encodes 39 amino acids. The record is from RefSeq and is a predicted model, not a curated record.
ACCUCUGACCUAUCGAUAUGUGGGCAGCCAAACUGUUUGUGGUCACACUGCUGCUGCUGCAUCUGGCAACGCUGGCGCUCAGCUGUUCCUGCGGCAAAGAGGCGAAUUUGGAGUGCGGAUGCACUAAACGUCACUAGAAGUCGAAAAUACUUGGGCAAUAC